CGGUGAUCUCGUCGCCCGCUGCCAGCGUCCCGUCCAGAGCUGCGGGAGUGUUGUCAAACACCUGGGAGACAAAAACAACCGCUUGAAAAGGAAGUGAGACACGUUGUGCAUAAAGAGCGUUUCUUGGAUUAUUAUAACUCUUAUUUGGAUCCAAAAUGAAGAUGCAACUGGAACUGAAGAAUGUGGCCUUAAGACCUGGAGACAAGAUAAAACUAAAGGGAGAAAUUUCGCACGAUGCUGAGAAGUUCCGGAUCGACCUCGGUGUGAACUCGGAAGACCUGGCGUUGCACUUUAACCCCCGUUUCCAGGACGACGCAGACGGAGCGGUCCUAGUGUACAACUCAAAGACAGCAGGUUUCUGGGGAAGUGAAGGGAGGGAAAUGCACAACCCUCUGCAGAGGGGCAGUGAUGUCAAGAUUUUUUUGAAGCUUUCUGGUGACGGGUUUGAGGUGGAGCUCCCUGACGGGCAGAAACUCAACUUUCCUAACUGUACAAACACGGACGUCAUCACCUACGUCCAAGUUGCAGGGGAUUUCAAACUCAAGAGCUUCAAGAUCUACAAAUCCGCGACAACUUAAAUAACCAGGAUUAAAAAAGCGAUUGAAACCAGUGUUGUUACUCCACAAAGUAUAGCUCAUGAAUUUUGAAGUGCCCUGUUGGGUAUUAUGUUCAGAUUUAAUACAUUUUGUUUUGAGAUAACUAAAAAGUUAGGAUAUAAACAUAAAAUCGGGAAUUGUUUUCUACAACUUGUAAAGCAAACUCAAACAGUCUAUCAAUGGGUUUUGACUUCUCUCCCCCAAAGCAUAUCAAGGAUACAAAGAAGAAUCAAAGAUGUGUCAGCUAUGUCGGAGUUAUUUGUAAUUUAAAACAAACUAGAAUUGCAUUUCACUGUGUGAAUACCGUAUGUUUAAUGGGUGGUUUGAUCGAUUAAAGAAGGAAUAACUGUAAAGUGAGGAUGUUCUGAUCAGGCAUCCAGCCAUCAGCUUGAGGCCUGAUUAAGGCAUUGUUAAAUGAACAGCUUUGGGGGGCCUAUGAAAAAAAUUUGUUCCUGAUACGUCUUGUAGAUCUACUGAUGUGAUUUUGUUAACUAAACCUCCAAUAAGUCAUGUAAUUAUGGUCUGUUCUGCCACUGCAAAAUAAAAUCAGGACUGCCAGGG
Messenger RNA from Poecilia reticulata (guppy), 1157 nucleotides. Its product is annotated as galectin-2-like. NCBI's taxonomy places the organism in Eukaryota, Metazoa, Chordata, Actinopteri, Cyprinodontiformes, Poeciliidae. The record is from RefSeq and is a predicted model, not a curated record. Gene Ontology annotation, molecular function: carbohydrate binding.